Molecule: messenger RNA, 3347 nt
Organism: Pocillopora meandrina
Lineage: Eukaryota; Metazoa; Cnidaria; Anthozoa; Scleractinia; Pocilloporidae
Source: the annotation of a GenBank genome assembly
AUGGAAAAGAAAUGGGAAAAAAUCGCAGACAUGCAACAAGCAAGGGGUGGGGCUUUUGGUGUGGCUAGUCAGGAAAAGAUUUUUGUUGCUGGAGGAGCAGAUGAAAAAGGCAAAGUGUUGAAAACAUGUGAGGUGUACAAUGUUUCCACAAAUGAAUGGCAGUUAAUUGCAAACUUAAAUGUUUACCACACACAUGGUAGUAUGGUUUGUCUUGGUGGAACAUUGUAUGUGCUGGGUGGCUUUGACCAAAGUAAGAAAAACCCAGAACGUUCAGUUGAAUGUUAUGACAAACAGAGCAAGUGGAUUGUGAAGACAACCAUACCAGUGGAAGAGGGGUAUGAGGAAAAACAGGCAUUUAAAGGCUGUGUGCUAAAGUUCUCUAAAGGAGUAUUGGAUUAUCUUGAUGAUGCAGUUGAGGAUGAGGAUGAGGAUGAUUAACUGUGUGCAAACUGUACUCAAAUGAAAGUAAAUAACAUCAAGAAAAUGCACUGAAGAAACAAUUUUGUGACAGUAAUAGAAUCCCCUCGAUCAAAGAUAGAUAAGGUUACCUGUAGAUAGAACAAUGACUGAACUUUCCCAUUGACUCAAGUCAACAUGGAAAAACAUUGAAUUUUCUCUGCAGAAGGUUGCUAUGCCAACAGAACAGCUCUUGGGCUGUUUUCUUUCAUAGAUACCAAAUCCUUGAUAACAUUCAGUGGCCUGGAUCACCAACAACUUUUAUGUAGCUCAGUUGUUAGAUUAUAAUCUGUGAAAUUAUAACUGGGUGGGUCUCAAGCCCUCACAACUCACUUUUCUCUGUUUCAUAUUUUCUUUAUUCUUAACACCUGUAUGCUUGAUAUUUCAUCGAUUAAGUAAAGAGAAAAUACUUCUUGGUCAUUCUGGGGAGAGAAAGGGUUGAAUACAGUGUUAGUAUGGGAAUUAAGUAAAGGUAGCUGGUAGAUGUGAUAUCUGUGACAAAACAAUGUCCUGGUUACGGCUUGGAUAAGAUGUUAUGAACAGAGGAAGCUCACUUCACAAACACUCCUCCCUAAUAGCAUAUUACUCAUUCAGAAGAAGACUGCUCUGACAGCUAAUAUUGUUUUUUUUUUCAAUUUUGUAACCUUAUAUCUUAGGCACUGGGGGCUGUAUUUUACCGAAAACAUUUUUCUCUCUGGAAUAUAUGGAAACAAACUGGGCAAUAUUUGAGUCAUAUACCUGUCCUACUUUUUUCUUUAACCUCCUAUACGUAUUUUGGUCUUGUCUCCAACCUCAUUUCAGAACACUCCACACCAUUAUUUAGGAAAUAUUUACAUUACGCAUUUCUCUUCCGUACUUAACGCUGACAGAUCAGACUGCCUGUAUCCCGUCCAGACUGCCUGUAUCCUCUCUCAUCUUUAGUUCCUCUCCUUCCUUAAUCUCUGCACCUGUCCACCUCCACCAAGUGACCUCUUAAAAGCCUGGUGAAGCCUCUUCAACUGUUGAGCUGGCCGAGGCAGACUGGGUACCACGAAAGUUUUUCUUAUUUCCGCAUUCGUGUUUCGAAAACAUCUCUUCUUACAAACCUCGAAAACAAGGACUAUCCUUUGAUAAUGGAAGACCUUCCAACUAUUGGUGUUACUGAACAGAAUCCUUUUUGUGUGGAAAUGAUGAAACGGCUCAACAUACAACGAAAACAAGGCCACUUAUGCGACGUAACUUUGAUUUCGAAAGAUGAUCAAGAGUUAAAGGCUCACAGAAAUAUCCUUUCCGCAGCAAGUCCGUUCUUCAGCAAGCUUUUUCAGAGCGACAUGAAAGAAAAUCGGGAAGGGAUCGUUCGGUUUGAAGAGAUUUCGGGAUAUGUUAUGGAAGAUGUUUUGGAAUUCAUCUACACUGGAACUGUCGAGGUUACUGAAGAAAAUGCCGAAGAGCUGGUCAUCGCUACAAAUUAUCUCCUCGUUCCAAAUUUGAAAACAAUCUCUGGUCGAUUUAUACAUCAACAAAUGUGUGAGUUAAACUGCAUUUCCACCUUCUACUUCGCCGAGAAAUACGAUUGUGAAGAGCUUCUAAACGACAGCAAGAGUUUCAUUCACGCGAACUUCGCGUCUGUAGCAGACAUGAAUGAAUUCCUAAGUUUGGAAGCCAAAGAGGUGGAGAGGUGGAUUUCAAGUGAUGAGAUUGUUGUCGAAACAGAAGCCGAUGUUUUCCAGAUUGCGAAAAAGUGGGUUGAACAUAACAAGAGCGAGCGGAAAGCAGCCUUUGAAGAGCUGCUUCGUCACGUUCGACUGGUUUUCGUAUCGCGUGAUUAUUUGUUGAAUGUGGUGACAAACGAACUCGUGCGCGAAAACGCUGGUUGUUUCACGCUGGUUUCAGAUGCUAUAAGACAGACUACGUUUUCAUGCGAUGAUGAUCUUCCCCAGUCCCCGAGAAAAGGGCUUGACACACGUGCUAUAGUGGCCUGUGGAGGAAAAUAUGCCUUUUGUUAUGUUCCUCAGAAAGAUAAGUGGAAAAGGUUACCUACAUGCAACUGUUCAGCUAAAAAACGGAGUAUCGGCAUCCCUUCAACCCACAUAAUAAGAUUUCGUGAUCAGUUAUUCAAGUUUUGUAGCUUGGGUCUAGCAGAGAGGUAUGAUCCUUUCUUAAAUGGUUGGUCAUCAUUCCCCUUCUGCUCUGGCAUAGGUUGGGACAAGGUGACUGUCAUUAGAGGAGAGUUAUUUUCUAUCCAUGAAACUGUCACGAGAGUUGUGAAGGAUAAAAUCAACAAAAAAACAGUAACCAUUAAAAAAUUCCAGGUAGAGACAUGUUCAUGGCAAAAGCUUUACUCCUCUUCUCAGUGCUACAGGAAAGAUUCUUGUAUCAUUGGAUCUGGUAACUUUUUGUAUCUUUUGGGUGGGACGUCCCCACAUACAUCCCAACAUGUUGCAAAAGCUAACAGAUUUGACAUUACAGAAAAGAAAUGGGAAGAAAUCACAGACAUGCAACAAGCAAGGGGUGGGGCAUUUGGUGUGGCCAGUCAGGAAAAGAUUUUUGUGGCUGGAGGAGCAGAUGAAGAAAGCACAGUGUUGAAAACAUGCGAGGUCUACAAUAUUUCCACAAAUGAAUGGCAAUUAAUCGCAAACUUGAAUGUUUACCGCACACAUGGUAGUAUGGUUUGUCUUGGUGGAACAUUGUAUGUGCUGGGUGGCUUUGAUCAAAGUAAGAAAAACCCAGAACAUUCAGUUGUAUGUUAUGACAAACAGGGCAAGUGGAUUGUGAAGACAACCAUACCAGUGAAAGAGGACUGUAAGGAAAAACAGGCAUUUAAAGGCUGUGUGCUAAAGUUCUCUAAAGGAGUAUUGGAUUAUCUUGAUGAUGCAGUUGAGGAUGAGGAUGAGGAUGAUUACAAAUGUUAA